UCACUCGCAGGCGCAGCUAGCUAGCUCCAUAUAUACCCCAGCUAGCUAGCUUGCCCCUAUUGAGCAGAAGCAGAAUUCAGGACUAUAUGUCGGGCGUGUGGGUGUUCAAGGACGGUAUCGUCCGCCGCGUGGAGAAGGACAACCCCGGCGGAUCUUCAUCGAAUAGCGGCAGCAUGGGGCGCCCAAAGGUGCUUGUCCACGUCCCUAGCGGCGAGGUGGUGUUGUCGUACGACAUCCUGGAGAGGCGGCUCCAGGAGCUGGGGUGGGAGAGGUACCUCAACGACCCGUGCCUUCUGCAGUUCCACCAGCGCUCGACGGUGCACCUCAUCUCCGUCCCUCGCGACUUCUCCAGGUUCAAGCUUGUGCACAUGUAUGACAUCGUCGUCAAGACGCGCAACGUCUUCGAGGUCCGCGACGCAUGAAACUUAAUCAAGCAAACUACGAACGAUCGGUGAUGAUACGUACAGACUAUAGUACAGGCUAGCGUUUGGGGUGUUGCCGUACGUACGUAUCCUGUAGCGCGCGCCUUCAAUUUGGUAUAUGUUUGGAAAUAAUCCUUUCAAUAUGAGUACAGGGGAAGAGAUGCAUGGAGAAAUAGCUCCCCGCAAAGGAAAAGGAAAUUAAUAGCGGUUUUUUUAUGUAUCUUUAAUGUGUGUAUUUGCUUGUAUAUAAAAAUUGAAGUCCAGUUAAAUAUGUCAUCAUAUUUCAUGUUAUUGUGUUGAAAUUAA
Molecule: messenger RNA, 728 nt
Organism: Brachypodium distachyon (stiff brome)
Lineage: Eukaryota; Viridiplantae; Streptophyta; Magnoliopsida; Poales; Poaceae
Product: flowering-promoting factor 1-like protein 3
Exons: 1
Coding region: 87-422 (111 amino acids)
Biological process (GO): regulation of flower development
Source: RefSeq, a predicted model, not a curated record